AUGGCGAUGAGGCAGCGCGGCGUGGGUAGGGAGCUGCGAGGGGAAAGCACCACCACCAAUGAGACAUCUGCGAGCGCCGCCGAAGAGAAAGAGAGAGAGGGCCGCAACGGAGAAAGAGAGAGGGUGCUGAACAGGAUUAGUGGCGUGGGGGAGGAAGAGAAUAGACGCGUGGGUGGCAGGAACUGCGAUGCUGAGGGAGGCCACUGGUCUGGGCAGAGGAGUUUCCACCGCCACCAAGAUCCGCAAGCGCUGCGCCGUGUCGCCGUCGUCGGCCGCGUCGUCCUCGGACCGCCAGAGGAGGAGGUGGGAGCUGCGGGCGAAGCGGAGCGUGCGCCUGAUCGGCCGGAGCGCGGAGCCGGGUCGCAUUGCCCGAGCAGCAGCAGGAUCAAGAGGAGGAGGAUGUCGGAGCCGUCCUGGACGAACCGGCGCUGCCGCCACGGCGACGUCGAGACGCGGUCCGCGGCGUCGGCCAGGAAGCUCGUCAGCGCACUCUGGCAGCACAGCAAGGGCGGGAGCGCAUUCGAGGAGGAGGUUGGGGAGGGGGAGGUUCUGUGGGACGCGGCCGCCAAGCGCCGGAGCUCCUCGGAUCACCGGCGCAGCGCGUCGGUCGAGGUGCUGUCCAAGUUGUCGAGAAGAAAGAUCAAGGCUUUCAAGGAUGAUGAUGGAGAGAGGAGCUGGCAUAAUGGCCAUGCUCAUGGCCGCUGCUUCUCAGAUGUCAUGAGCAAUGGCGGCACUGUGGGGGGCCGCACUCCAGCACGCCAGGGUGAUCGAAACAGAACAGUGCAGAUGCAGGAGCUGUACAACAGCCUCACCGCGUCCAACGAGCUCGUCAGGGUCCUGGCCAACGUCCUGGGACCCACGGGGGGCCUCAACCCGACGGCGGCGUCCCUCCUCGCCGCGCUGCGCUCCGAGCUGGACGCCGCGCGCCAGCUCGUGAAGCAGCACAGGCGCGGCGGCGACGAGGACGACGACUACGAGCGCCUGCUGCGGAAGCAGCUCGCGGAGGAGGUGCGCGAGUGGAAGUGCAGGCACAGGGAGAAGGCCGCGGCGGCCGCGCGGCUGGUCGCCUCGGAGCUCGACGGCCAGCGGCGGUCGCGUAGGCGGGCGGAGAGGGUGGGCAAGAAGCUAGCGGAGGCGCUGGCGGACGCGGAGGCGUCGCUGCGGGCGGCCACGCGGGAGCUUGAGCUGGAGAGGGCGUCCAGGGAGCGCCUGGAGAAGGUGUGCGACGAGCUCGCCAGGGGCGUUGGUGCCGGCACGGAGGCAGAGGAGGAGGAACUCAGGCGGGAGGCCGCCACCGCUCUGGAGGAGUUGGAGAGGGAGAGGGAGAUGCUGCAGGUCGCAGACGAGCUCCGUGAGGAGCGGGUCCAGAUGAAGCUAGCGGAGGCGAGGCUCCAGUUCGAGGAGAAGAACGCCGUCGUCGACCGCCUGCGCCAAGAGCUCGAGGCCUUCUUGGGCACCAGCAACGAACGUCGAGAAAAAACGCCUGCUCACCAUGAACUGGUGGCCAAGGAUGUGGUGGAGGAUCAGCAGCUGCAAUUGGUUCUUGCCUCUGAAUUCGGUGUCGACGGCAUCGAUCGUGUGGUCACAGAAAAGAGCGGACAAGAACAAAAUGCCGAAGCUGAUGCUGAUGACGACUCGGAAGGCAGCGACAUCGAGCUCAACAUGGACGGCCACAGCUGGAGCUACACCACCAACACCUCCAGGUCCAGGGAGACGACGGCCAUGAACGCAGCGUCAGUGCACGGCUCACUUUCAGGCAGAGCAACGGAAUGUGGGGCCGACGCCCGCACCUUCGAUCGGAGAUCUGAAGCAACGAGGGAGGCACUGGAACAGGACUGGGCGGCGGACGGAUGCAGCGACGACGGGACCACCACCAAGGACAUGGACGAGGACGCGGAAAGGUACGAGGCGAUCAAGAACCUCAGGGAGCAGAUGCUGGCCGGCCACGCCUUUCUCUUCCUGUCCAAAGGUGAGGCCGACGCUGACAGCGAUCGGCAUCGCCAUGGUUUCGCUUCUCAUUUUGAAGACGGUGGCCUCUGGUGA
This is a messenger RNA of Miscanthus lutarioriparius, 2043 nucleotides long. NCBI's taxonomy places the organism in Eukaryota, Viridiplantae, Streptophyta, Magnoliopsida, Poales, Poaceae. The record is from the annotation of a GenBank genome assembly.